Geosmithia morbida is the source of this 1440-nucleotide messenger RNA. RefSeq names its product RNA-binding protein NOB1. Gene Ontology annotation, molecular function: RNA endonuclease activity. The transcript has a single exon. Bases 1 to 1440 code for a protein of 479 amino acids. NCBI's taxonomy places the organism in Eukaryota, Fungi, Ascomycota, Sordariomycetes, Hypocreales, Bionectriaceae. Gene Ontology annotation, cellular component: preribosome, small subunit precursor. Gene Ontology annotation, biological process: ribosomal small subunit biogenesis; maturation of SSU-rRNA. The record is from RefSeq and is a predicted model, not a curated record.
AUGGCUGUCCCCAACCCCCAGCAGACAGAGGCGGACCCUGCCUCUGCCCCGCCUUCGAAGCCCAUUCACAGUCUCGUCCUCGACACGGGACCCCUCAUCAAGAACGACCCAUCUAUCGAUGUCCUCCGCGCUCGAGCCGAACAGUUCUACAUCCUCCCUUCCGUAAUCCCCGAAAUCCGCGACGCUGCCACGCGCACGAGAGUCGAGACGGCGGUCCUCCCGUUCGCUACAGUGCGGGCGCCCAAACCCGACAGCCUCAAGUUUGUCAUCAACUUUGCCCGACGCACCGGUGAUCUCGAAGUCCUCAGCAGGCCUGACCUGGAGGUCCUGGCUCUCACGUAUGAACUUGAAUGCGAGCGAAACGGCGGAGACUGGCGUCUGCGCAACACGCCUGGGCAGAAGACCCUGAACGGGUCGGCACCAGGCCGCGACAACGGAACCAGCAAAGCAGAGAAGAGACAAGAAGAUGUGACAAAGGAUAUCCCAGACGGCGACACUCCCACCGACACCAACACAGAAUCUACCAUCGAUAUCUCACCGGUAGAGGUCAACUUGAAUAGAGAGGUCGAGAAGCUUAGUCUCGAGACUACUGAGGCCCCUGCAAAUGUAGAUGCUGAAAAGGGCGAGAAGUUCAGUGCUGCACAGGGUGAGAGUGUCCUGGCACUGGAGCCGGCGGCGGGGUCCCCUGUUGAUGGCAAAAAGGCCGAUGAGUCUGUAGCCGCAGAGGAACAGACUGAAGUAGUGGAACAUGAGAAUGAUGAGGAAGAUGAUGACGACGAAGAUGAUGGCGGCGGUUGGAUCACCCCGUCCAACCUGAAGAAGCAGAAGGCCAAAGACGACAUCGGUUCUACAAUAAUGGGAAAGCAGCCCACGACACUGCAAGCCGCGGUCCUGACGUCCGAUUUUGCCAUGCAAAACGUGGCACUCCGCAUGAAUCUGAACUUGGUGGCGCCCUCGCUGGCGCGCAUCUCUCGGCUGCGCACCUGGGUUCUCCGGUGCCACGGAUGCUUCAAGACGACACGGGACAUGGAGCGACGCUUCUGCCCGACGUGCGGACAGCCCACUUUAAUCCGCACGGCAUGCACCAUCGACGACCGGACUGGUGAGCUGAAGGUGCAUCUGAAGAGGAACUUCCAGUGGAACAACCGUGGCAACGUCUACAGCGUGCCCAAGCCGGUGGCCGGUUCGUCAAACGGGCGCAUGCCCAAGGGUAAAGGGAAGCACUCUGCCGGGGGCAAGAACGGGUGGGGAGCGGACCUGAUCCUCGCCGAGGACCAGAAGGAGCACACCAGGGCAGCGGAGGAGCAGCGGAGGUCGCGCAAGAAGAACAUCAUGGACGAGGAUAUGCUGCCGGGUAUACUCAGCGGCAGGAGGGAUGGCGGCGGCGGCAGGAUACGUGUUGGUGCCGGACGCAAUGUCAACUCUAGGAAGAGGAGUUAA